Lithohypha guttulata is the source of this 1029-nucleotide messenger RNA. RefSeq lists its product as uncharacterized. Gene Ontology annotation, molecular function: histone binding; chromatin binding. Gene Ontology annotation, cellular component: nucleus; chromatin. Gene Ontology annotation, biological process: nucleosome assembly. The record is from RefSeq and is a predicted model, not a curated record. NCBI's taxonomy places the organism in Eukaryota, Fungi, Ascomycota, Eurotiomycetes, Chaetothyriales, Trichomeriaceae. Bases 1 to 1029 code for a protein of 342 amino acids. The transcript is spliced from 2 exons.
AUGGAUAUGACCGAUCCAUCUAUUCAGACUGCCCUCUCAGGCUUAGCAGAACUUGAGAAGGACUUUGCGGCAGUCGAGCUCGAUGCGAUGCGCCGGAAAGAGUACGCACACAAAGCGCUGUACGAGAAACGGAGCAAACAUUUAGCCAAACUACCUAGCUUCUGGCCAACGGUCUUCAUCGCAGGUCCGCAAGAAAUUCAAGAAACAUACGAGGACAUUGAUGAGCAGGUACUUAACUCGAUCAAGAACUUCACUGUCUCGCGAUAUCAGAUCACAUCAGAGACAGAAGGUGAACCCCGGAGCUUGCGCUUCACGUUCGAGUUCGACACAUCUAAGCAAGAAACCAAGCUUUUCGAGGACACGACUGUGACGAAAGACUUUGAGUUUGUGUCAAGAGACGAUCUGCCAGAGGGUGGUGGCUAUGUUUCAAAACCGGUCAACUUUAAGUGGACAAAGGCUGGCAAGAAGAAGGAACUGAACAAAAUGCUAGAUUUGGCGGAGCAAUUGUAUCAGGCCGAGAGAGCGUUGGUAGAAGAUGGUGAUAUUGAGCAGAAAGAGCGAGAAGGACUGUGGCAGCAUGAGAAGUUGCGAUCAGAACUGGAAAAGGAGGAAGACAAGGCAACCAACGGCGAGGAUCAGAACGCGAGUCGCAGUUUCCUCGAGUGGUUUGGAUAUCGAGGGGUUGUAAUGCCCAAUAAGGAGGGAGAAAAAGCCACAAGUAAGAAAAAAGCCGAAGCAAUAAAUGCGGAAGAGGACGAGGACCAAAACGAGAAUGUCGAAGCUGACGGUCUGCUGGAGGUGGAGAUUUAUCCAGCCGGCGGCGACAUCGCGCAGGUAUUAGCCGAGGACAUGUGGCCGAAUUGCGUGGAUUACUUCAUUCAGGCGCAUACAGACGAUGGCGACGAUGACAUAUCGGAACUCGAAGAUGAUGAGGCAGACGACGAUGCUCCUGAUCUGGUCGAAUUUGCAGGUUUUGACAACACGGACGAUAAUGAUGCUCGACCUAAUAAGAAACAGAGGAGGUCCUAA